AUGUCAUCUAUCGGAAUAAUUGGCGCGGGAAAUGUCGGCUUUGCUCUCGCUGUCGACCUCGCUGAUCAAGGGAACGAUGUCGUCUUGCGGACGACGACAGGGCAUCCGGGAAACACUCGAAAGAUCCAGGACAACCAUGGUUUCUUAGUUGCUACAGGCCAGUUCAAGGGUUGUUUUUCUGUCAAAGUCAGCCAAGGGUUCACGCAGCUUAAAGAGACCAUUCUUUUUGUUGCUAUUCCAUCAACAGGCAUCGACGAGGUCCUUGGCGAGCUUGCUGGAUACGACUUGCGCAAAACGAUUCUCAUCUUUAUUACAGGACACGCUGCUUCUAUCAAGGCACAUAUGAGAACAAACGCGAAAGCCGUUUUGGAAACGGCCACAUCGCCAUACAGCUCGCGAAUCAGUGCGGACGGGAGCAUCGGCGUCCGGGCCAUCAAGAAACGCCUCACGCUCAGUGUCCUUGGUGCCAACAUCAGCCAAGACGAUGCGACUAAAGUGGACGUAUUAUUUCGGAUGCAGGUGGAGUGGUGCCCGAGUGUCUUGCAGACGUUCUUGUCCGGCGUCAACGGCGUCGUUCAUGUGCCGACGGUCCUGAUGAACCUGGGGUGGAUGGAGACGACGAACGGCAACUUUUACUUUUACCGCCAAGGAAUGAGCCCAGGCGUGUGCAGUGUCAUUGAAGCGUUGGACAAGGAGCGACUCGCCGUCGCCGCGGCAUACAAUGUGCGCAUCCUGUCGGUGGUGGAGACGUACAAUGUCAACUACGGCACAAACGAGGUUACCUUUCGCGACUUUGUCGACAAGACGGUGGCACACAACUCGACAAAGGGGGCGCAGAAGCGAUUCCUAGCCCAGGACGUGCCGUACUGGCUAGUGCUCUGCUCUGAGCUAGGCCUGUUGGCUGGAGUUCCCACCAAGUGUAUUGACACCAUGAUCAUAUUGGCGUCGAUUCUCACGGGCACAAAUUAUAGGGCUACGGGAAACACGCUCAAGUCUCUAGGGCUUGAGCGUGCGACGGUGGAGGAAGUCAUUCGGGCUUUCCGAGGUGGCGAUUAG
Cordyceps militaris CM01 is the source of this 1056-nucleotide messenger RNA. RefSeq names its product 6-phosphogluconate dehydrogenase. The record is from RefSeq and is a predicted model, not a curated record. Gene Ontology annotation, molecular function: oxidoreductase activity. The coding region runs from base 1 to 1056 and encodes 351 amino acids. NCBI's taxonomy places the organism in Eukaryota, Fungi, Ascomycota, Sordariomycetes, Hypocreales, Cordycipitaceae. The transcript has a single exon.